UGCCAGUCUAGAUUCUAUGACCUUUAACCCGGGAAGCCCCUGCGCCUUUCUCUUGGAAGCCCCGUCCCUCCCUUCUUUCUCUCUCGGUUCCGGACUACAGGAGCGUGCACAUCGUUUCGCGUCUGUUAGAGACUUAAAAAAUGCGUUACGUGGCCGCUUACCUGCUUGCCACCCUUGGUGGUAACAGCAGCCCCUCAGCCAAGGAUUUGAAAAAAAUUCUUUCCAGUGUUGGAAUUGAGGCAGAAGAAGAACGUGUUAACAAGGUGAUCAGUGAACUUGGUGGAAAAGACCUUGAUGAUGUUGUAAAUUCUGGCCUCUCCAAACUUUCAUCAGUGCCAUCUGGGGGUGCUGUGGCUGCAGCUCCUGCAUCUGCUCCAGCUGCCGGAGGAGCUGCUCCAGCUGCUGACAAGAAAGAAGAAGAAAAGAAGGAUGAAUCUGAAGAGUCUGAUGACGACAUGGGAUUUGGACUCUUUGAUUAAAUGCCUAUUUUCCUAAAAUAAAAAAUCAAAGUUCAUGAA
This is a messenger RNA of Spea bombifrons (plains spadefoot toad), 518 nucleotides long. RefSeq names its product 60S acidic ribosomal protein P2-like. NCBI's taxonomy places the organism in Eukaryota, Metazoa, Chordata, Amphibia, Anura, Pelobatidae. Gene Ontology annotation, cellular component: ribosome; cytosolic large ribosomal subunit. The record is from RefSeq and is a predicted model, not a curated record. Gene Ontology annotation, biological process: cytoplasmic translational elongation. The transcript has 5 exons. Gene Ontology annotation, molecular function: structural constituent of ribosome. The coding region runs from base 141 to 479 and encodes 112 amino acids.